CUUGUUGCAGAUUCGUCAGCCAGCUGAACUGAGACCAAAACAUUCACAGGGAUAAAUAUUUGACUUUGACGUCUGACUUACAUAUGAUAUCAUAUGACAAACAAGAUAUUUUCCAAUUGCCGAUGCGAUUAAACAAGAGGUGUGAGGAGACAUAAUUAAUUAGGUGGCUUGGAGAAGUAACAGGGCUUGCAGUGGUAGUUUAUGCUAGCAUGCUAACGUUACCGGAGCUAAUAGAAGCCGCUAGCUAACGGUAACGUUAUUAUGCCGGACGACCCAACAACUGCCGCUUGGAGUAGACGCUUUUGCCUCAGUUGCCUUGACAACCAGCCCAGCAAUCUGAAACUGGCUCACCAGCAAGUCAGGUAGCGUUAGCUGCUUAAGCUAAACCGACACAGUCAUAACUCUUUUUCUACGUUGCCUUUUUUACUGCCUGGAAUAACAACUCCAGGAUGGGGAUGUGCUUACCGUGCCUUGGUGGAGCAGCGGACGACGUUGUCGUCACUCCAGAUCCAGAGAUAAGAAGACGACAGUUAGCUGAGGCCGCUGAGAAGAGACAAAAAGAGACAACAUACAGGGGUGUUAAAAAUCCAGACGCUGUCGAGAGGAAAAAGAAAAAACAGGAAGAGAUUGAAAAACAGGAGAUGACCACCUCGGUGUCUGGUGGUGGUGGCGGCGGGUUGAGGGUUAGUUUUGUGUCUUGAAGGAUGGUCCUGAAUGUCAUUCAUGAGGUUUAAUCAUAUCUUUAAGCACUCUUUUUUUUGUUGUUGUUGUUUUUCUGGUGAAUUUUGAGCUGUUAUGCAACAUACAGUUAAGCGACAAUGAAUCGUCGGGUACAAAUAUAUGUGACGGUGUUAGAAGUUUGAGUCUGUUUUGUAAUAUUUGGCUGAGUUUAAGACUUGUUCUGAUGAUUUUCCCCUCUUUGUUUUCUAGUGGCAGGUGGGCUGAAAAUGAAGAUGGUAACAGCUCCAGUCUUGACUCAACAUGAAGUAUUGCGGCAAGAUGACUUGAAAGAUGUUUGAACUGCUAUCCAGUUUUCUAAUUGUGUUUUUUUGCCUAAUUUAUGAUGUUAUGAGACAAACGACUACAGUUUUCUUGCUUUAUGCAAAACUAUCUGAAGGGAUUACUGAAAGAACAGCAGGACUUUCCCCCUUGUUGCCAAGUUAUACAAGUCGUUUGGACCUUUUAGACGAGUCAGGGAGGACACGGAACAUGUGUCAGUAAGUACAGGUCCUACUGUACUAGUUCUAUUUGACCAUUGAUUAGACAACACGAGAUGACACCAAAGAAUAUGAUUAUUCUUAUCUGGUGACAGCUGUCCUCCAACACUUUUCAGAUUUCUCACUACACUGCUUUUGGUUUUCAUUGUCGAGGAUUUGUAAAUUCACCUUGGUUGGCCACAUUACCUUUUGUAUGACUUCUCCAGAAGUCAGUUAUGCAAAUGACACAUUUCACAAGUGAAACACAGUUUGUUUACAAAACAUGUAAGUGUGCUUAUGAUUAGAACACAGUAACACUCAUUUCACUUUUAUUUUAUUGCGGGCUCUAUUUGUUGGCAACACAAAGACUUGUGCAGAGAGUGCUAUAACUUGUAGGUAUUUAUUGAACUUGUAAUGCACUUUGCCUCUCCCCGAUGUGUCCUUGUUGUAUAUUGUGAUGAGAAUAUGUUUGUACUCGGUGCAACGCCAUUUAAUCAUUCAUUUGGUGAUUCAGUCACGAAGUACAAACUACAUACUUGACAAAAUAUGCAGCAGCAAUAGAAUACUGCAGAAUAAUAUAAAACAACACUAAGGCAUUUUCCAACAAGUCAAAAUGAAAAGGAGGUGCACUGGUCCUAUUGCACUGUGCACUGGUCCUAUUGCACUGUGCACUGGUCCUAUUGCACUGUGCACUGGUCCUAUCGCACUGUGCACUGGUCCUAUCGCACUGUGCACUGGUCCUAUCGCACUGUGCACUGGUCCUAUCGCACUGUGCACUGGUCCUAUUGCACUGUGCACUGGUCUUUGCCUUCACUUCUUUAAUAGAGCCCUCUUUGUUUUUCUCUGCACAAUUUGAGUUUGUUGCAUUGGAUUUUAAUAUUUGCAGAACAUUGAUGUGAUGCCUGCUUAAUUGAAUUUAAUUGAAAUGUGUUUGUGAAUUGCCAUAUUGCAAACGGAAGCUUUCGUUAAACAUCUAUUUGCACACAGUUUGUCUACAUUUGGAGAACAGCAGACAUGCUCGCUCCCACUCUUAAGUUGGGAGAGAUUCAUGUCACCUAAAAUGGAAACAGAAAGAAACUGAAGGAAAAGAACAAGUGAAGUGUGUACAGUACGUAGUGAAGCAUUUACGUUGGCUUGCCUAACUGAGUGCAUUUCUUACAGCCUUCACUUGAUCCUAAAAUGCUUCCGGUGCUCUCGCCAUUUUGUAGAACAGGAAAUGUAACCGAAGUUAUUUGCUACAAUAAAUCACAUUUCUGC
Anarrhichthys ocellatus (wolf-eel) is the source of this 2453-nucleotide messenger RNA. RefSeq names its product small VCP interacting protein (gene svip). The record is from RefSeq and is a predicted model, not a curated record. NCBI's taxonomy places the organism in Eukaryota, Metazoa, Chordata, Actinopteri, Perciformes, Anarhichadidae. Gene Ontology annotation, biological process: negative regulation of VCP-NPL4-UFD1 AAA ATPase complex assembly; negative regulation of ERAD pathway; negative regulation of retrograde protein transport, ER to cytosol. Gene Ontology annotation, cellular component: endoplasmic reticulum membrane. Bases 450 to 701 code for a protein of 83 amino acids. The transcript has 3 exons.